Molecule: messenger RNA, 729 nt
Organism: Lutra lutra (Eurasian river otter)
Lineage: Eukaryota; Metazoa; Chordata; Mammalia; Carnivora; Mustelidae
Product: protein FRG2-like
Exons: 3
Coding region: 1-729 (242 amino acids)
Source: RefSeq, a predicted model, not a curated record
AUGGGCUCGGAAACUGGAGGCUCAGACCCACGCAGCCCCUCCACGCGACACCCCGCGGGCCAGCCGCCCUGCCAUCAGAAUCCCUGUAAAGCAAAGGGCUCAGGUGUAGCGGAGAAACCACUGGAAGGGAAAGAGGAGACAUUCUCUUCCCCAUUAAGAGAGAGCCGCACCCAGAGGCAAGGGUCAGAGCCGCAGACUGAUGAGGAGCAUGCCCAGGAAGCUGAGCUCGAAAGAGUCGGCGGCAUCUCUGGACCGGGGGCCUCUCUCGCAGACGAGCCCAGUGUCACUCCGGGAAGGAGGACACGGAGGACGCCCGACGGGGAUCGCGGCGGCGAGAGCGAGGAGACCGCAGGUGCCCGCCCCAGGAGACAAGGGGCGCGGGGCGCGGAGCGCAGUGGGCGCCGCAGAUACAGGUCCCCGGGAGACCGGCCGCCUCCCCUGCGCAAGAGGCUGGUGACCGCCCUGCGCGCCCUGUCUGAGGCCAUCCAUCAGGACGUCGCCCAGGCGUGCGAGCAGCGGGAGCACUCCCCGCUGACCUGGGAGCAGCGCUCGGGGCUCGAGGAACUCUGGGGGCCCCUGUGCGCGGCCUUGCAGACCGUCUACACCGUGGCCCACCAGGCGGCCUACGUCUUCCCUGCAGAGAGCUGGCUCGUGCCGGGCCCGCAGCCGAGCCCCGGAGGACUCCCGCGGGGGGCGGAGGACAAGCCCGGGGCGGCAGGGCGUGUUUGA